Messenger RNA from Helobdella robusta, 705 nucleotides. RefSeq lists its product as hypothetical. The coding region runs from base 1 to 705 and encodes 234 amino acids. The transcript has 3 exons. The record is from RefSeq and is a predicted model, not a curated record. NCBI's taxonomy places the organism in Eukaryota, Metazoa, Annelida, Clitellata, Rhynchobdellida, Glossiphoniidae.
AUGAUAUUGGGAUUAAAUUUUGAAAAAAAAAUAAAACGGACGAUCCUUUCAUUUCGGGACGAUGGUUACGACGAUAGCAGUGGUUUCGACGAGCAUGAUGUUCACAAAGUUCAUGAGGACUCCAACUUUGUUCUUCCGUGCAAACAAAACACACCAUCGUCACCAACAUCAACAGCAAAAAGAGCAUCAUCACACGACUUGAAACAAUGGAACGACAUACAUGUGGAUACACUGACAUCUGUAACGUCACACCUGUUGACCAUCCUUUCAUUGGCGUCCAUUUUCUUCAUCGUCGUCGUCCUCAUCUUCAUCACGCAACAGUUUUUAUACGCGCUCCUAGACAUACUGUCAUAUUCCUCAUCACUGACCACAUCGUCGCGCAUGGAAGCAAGGCAGGCUUGCUUCCAUGCGAUGAAAUGUUUUAUGGGGCGCGAUGAAGCAAUCUUGAGAACGCCUCCCAUCAUUUAUACAAACACUAGUUAUGAAGGAACCCACAAAUACGUGGGUUGUGGCAGGCAAGUAGAAGCUUCGCAAAGUAAAGGUGUAGUAACCUCUACUGCUGCUAGUGUGGCUACCACUGCUACUACUGCUUCUGACGGUGGCGACGAUGGAGGCAAUCGAUUUCGUCACAAAAACGUUCUUCAAGUCGGAAAUGUUAACGAAUUGAAGUUCAUCUGCUUGACUUUUGCCGAAACUAAAGUCUAA